UUUUGUGUAUUUGUAUUUAUGUUGCCUCAGUCUCGGUUUUGCUGCUGCUGCCGUUUUGCUUUGCAUGGACGUUUCGUUGUUUUGUGUAUUUUGGUUACUUUGCAAAUGUCUUAACGCGAGCACACAACACCAGCUACAUUGGUGCACAAUAAUUAACAAAAUUUAUUUAAUAGCAACACAAAAUGUAUAUUUAUUGUUGAGGCAACUUUUGUUUGUUAGCCACUUUGAGGUUAGAACAGCAGAGUUGUCUUAUGCCUAGGUAUGUUAUAGAUAUAUCGAUAUAUCGAAUGCGUGAAAUUCAGUCAAUAGUAUCGUGUGCAACUUUACCAACACUGCACUAUUGCUUAUCAGCGAAAAUUUUAACAACAAUUUAUUCAAGCGGUUGCAAAUGAAAAGUAUGUCUACUCAUGACAUAAAACUGGAAGUAUGUGUGGACUCCAUAAGAUCUGCUUUUGCUGCUGAGGAAGGCGGUGCUGCGCGCAUUGAACUAUGUUCGGCGCUGCAAGAGGGCGGCCUAACACCCACCCCAGGGACGCUCAAAACUCUGAAGGAGUUACCUUUUACUUUGCCCAUUUACUGCAUGCUGCGCCCCAGACGUGGCACUGACUUCGUCUACAGCGAGGAGGAGCUCCGUGCCACCUUAACUGACAUGGAUUUGCUGCGUGCUUAUGGCGCAGAUGGUUUUGUUUUUGGCGCGCUUACUGCAGAGCGCACAAUUGAUGUGGACAAGUGUCGUCGUGUGCUACAACGCGCCGAGGGCUUACCUGUCACCUUUCAUCGCGCCUUUGAUCUCACCGAUCCCAAGUUCAUGCAUGAAAAUGUGCAAAUGCUAAAAGAACUGGGGUUUAGGCGUGUGCUCAGCAGUGGUUUUCGUCAAAGCGCCGCUGAGGGCGUUGAUGCCUUGGCUCAGCUGAUUGCCAAGCAUCAUCGGGAUAUUAUAAUAAUACCUGGUGCCGGCAUAAAGGUAACAAAUCUAGAAGAGAUACUGAACGAGAGCCGUUGUGUGGAGUUCCAUGCUUCUGCUAUGGACACGGCGAGCGAAGAUUAUAGCCUGCCAACUACCUCCCGUAUGGAGUGUGACGUAACCAUGGGCAAGCAGGACAUUGAUCCAUAUUUUGGCACAAAUGCUAAUGUUGUGCGUAAAAUGGUAACCAUAGCGCAUGCUAUGAGCUGCCGAUAAAAGACUAUACUAUAUAUUUAGUUUAAUUGACUUAUGCUAUGCAUCAAAAUUUCAAAUACUAGUUCAUAAGCUUGAUUUAAUGUUCAAAUAUUUGACACAUAACUUUUGGCAUAAACUAUAAAUUAUACUAUUUAUGUUAAGUAUACAAACUUGUUAAAUUCAAUGCAAGCUUGGCAAAAUGCGUGACCAGUUGGAAAAUGUGGAUUUCAAUAAUUUUAACCAGCAGCUCAAUGGCAUGGAGAGCAAAUUGCAGGAGACCGAUGAGUGCAAUUAUCGUCUAGCUGCGCAAAUAGAUAAACUAAAGCGUUUGCUGCGUAUCAAUCAAAUUGUUGUGAAUAAAUUGCAGGACAAUGAUAAGAGUAUAGAGUCAAUGGUAGAUAAUGAACAUGAAACAGAGCAACAUGCACAAGUAAUGCAACGUGUGACAGAAAUAGAAAAGAAGCUUUUGGCUACAAUGAAUUUAUUCAAUGCUCUGAAGACACAGUCUAACAAUUGCAAAGAUCGUGCGAGAAGCUCAAACGCAGUCCUGCCGGAGAAACUUAGUGCACUGGGGGGUAAACUAAUUUCUAUUGGUAAUGAGCUGCUUGAAGUGCGUCGAGAUAAAGCAGCCAUGGAAUGCUUAGCAAAUAGACUGCACAGCUGGCCCUGCAAGGAGCCCAAGUCAACUACUUGGACUACCUGCAAGACUGCCGUGCAGAAUAAUAUGCUUUGCAAGCUAACGCUGCAAGAGAUCAACACCAUUGUGGAGCCCACAAAAAACAUAGCUCAGCAUAGAAAGCUUAUACAAAGAGUUGAACAACUUUUGGCGCGCUCAGAGCAUUUAAAUAUAAAUUCCGAGAACUUUACCAAAGUAAGAAUUUUGUCGAAAGUUGUUCUGAGAGCUUUAAUUAAGCGUAAACAACUUUAUGAGCUCUUUACUGUAAAUGCAAAGUGUAAACAAACAAUGGCUAUAAGUAAUCCCUAUAUUUAAGUAUUUUGUGAAAAUAAU
Messenger RNA from Drosophila busckii, 2168 nucleotides. Its product is annotated as copper homeostasis protein cutC homolog. The coding region runs from base 389 to 1180 and encodes 263 amino acids. Gene Ontology annotation, molecular function: copper ion binding. The record is from RefSeq and is a predicted model, not a curated record. The transcript has 3 exons. Lineage: Eukaryota; Metazoa; Arthropoda; Insecta; Diptera; Drosophilidae.